GCCUGACCGGGGCAGGUGUCUUCUAGGUCGCCGAGACAACUUGGAAUGACCCGCAAUUUUUUCCCGAGGGAGCGCCAUAUUCUGACCGAUACUUUAUCUCUUCUGUUCUAUCUUCACUAGUUAUCAGCAGGUAAUCAAACAUCAUUCGAUCGCUGUCGCUGUUACGCUGUUGCUUGCGCCAUUGCUUUUGACAAGCUCGGUUCCUCGGCUGACAUCGUCGCUCGCAGUCGAAUUUUUCGAGUAUUGUUAAAUCCUUUUUUGCUAUUGGGUGCACACCUUCAGAAACAUCGCCAGCUAUCAAACAUCCUGCAAGUCGAUCUUCAACCCCCGCCAAAAUCUUCAAGCGCUGUCCACGAUGUCGGGAACCAUGAGAGGUACACCUAGUCGCGGCGGGAACCGAACCCCUGCCCCGACAUUUGGGCCUGGCAGUCCCGCCAAUUCCAAUAUCCCAAGACCCGUCAACGAAGGUCAUCCUCACCCCGCUCCGAGCGAAGUCGCCUCUGGUGUCAGCGCAAGCAGGCAGAAGCAAAGCAAGCGCGAUGAGGCCAUCAGGCGAAAGCUGGAGAACGACCUCUCCAAGAAGAAGCAUCACAUCACGGGCCGGGCCCGGCACUCGCGCAAAGCCCCUCCUGGAACCGUCCUCGCCCUGAAGCCGAGCCCUGCCCUCCAGAUCAAGCCCGGUACUACUGUCUCCGAAGCCGCGCAGCUAAUGGCCGCCAAGAGGGAGGACUGCGUGUUGGUGACGGACGAGGAUGACCGAAUCGCCGGUAUCUUUACGGCUAAGGACCUCGCUUUCCGAGUCGUCGGUGCCGGCCAUAAGGCUAGCAGUAUCACCAUUGCGGAGAUUAUGACGAAGAACCCUUUAUGCGCGCGCACUGAUACCAGCGCUACCGAGGCCUUGGAUCUCAUGGUUCGCAAGGGGUUUAGACAUCUGCCUGUUAUGGAUGAGAACCAGGACAUCUCUGGUAUUCUCGACAUUACGAAAUGCUUCUACGAUGCCAUGGAAAAGCUGGAACGGGCCUAUGCAUCUUCAACAAAGCUCUAUGCCGCUUUGGAAGGUGUCCAGUCGGAACUAGGAACCAGCCAGCCUCAGCAGAUCAUCCAGUAUGUCGAAGCUCUUCGCUCCAAGAUGUCCGGCCCGACCUUAGAGAGCGUUCUAAAUGGGAUGCCACCCACUACCGUCAGCGUUAGAACGACCGUGAAGGAGGCGGCGAUGAUGAUGAAGGAAAACCACACGACUGCCGUGUUAGUUCAAGACCAAGGUCAGAUUACGGGUAUCUUCACGAGCAAGGAUGUGGUUCUACGAGUCAUCGCCCCCGGUUUGGAUCCGUCGACAUGCAGCGUUGUCCGCGUCAUGACGCCUCAUCCCGACUUUGCGCCCAUGGAUAUGACCAUCCAGGCUGCUUUGCGAAAGAUGCAUGAUGGCCAUUACCUUAACCUCCCGGUUAUGAAUGACCAGGGCGAGAUAGUGGGCAUGGUUGACGUGCUCAAGUUGACUUAUGCGACACUUGAGCAGAUCAAUACUAUGGGAACAUCGGGCGACAAUGAAGGCCCCGCCUGGAACAAAUUCUGGCUCUCGCUCGAUAAUGAGACUGAAUCUAUGGUUUCUGGCGAUGGUAGCCAUCAUCAUGGUACUAUGGCGUCGCGGUCGGUUCUGUCUCCUGAUGUCAACCGUGAGCGUUCGUACGACCCUGUUGCGCCUGGCGAUAGUGCUUCGCACGUAGGCAUGGAGUCGUCGCCGAUCCACUCUGCGGUAGCCCACCAAACCCCUGCGGAUACCCCCUUUGCAUUCAAGUUCAAGGCCCCAAGCGGUCGCGUACACCGAAUACAAGUCAUCGCGAAUGAAGGUAUCGCGCAAUUCGUUGAGCACGUGGCCGCGAAGCUUGGCAGCGAAGUGGAGGCCAUUGGGGGUAUUCCAGAAGUGGAAGAUGGUAACCUGAGUACUGGUGGCUUUGCCCUGAGCUACUUAGACGACGAGGGCGACACGGUUAGCAUUACGACCGACCAAGAUCUCCUCGAGGCAAUCCUGCUAGCUCGCCAUCAUCAUCACGAGAAAGUUGAUCUGUUUGUGUAUGAUCCUGAGAAGCCACCAGUUACGGUUACUGCUCCUCAACCUGAUCCUAUCGCUACACCGGCUCCUAGUUCGGCCCCUUCGGAACUGCGUCGUAGACGUACCGUGGUAGAAGAUGAUGACGAGGACGAGGAUAGUGAAGAGGAAGACUAUGCGACUAUUAGACGUCGUAGGAGGGCCCCCACACACUCGGAGCCCGACCAGGUUAUCGCCGGCGUGCCUAACGAGCUGUUACUACCCGGCGCCAUUGUUACUCUGGCUGUUGUCAUCAUUGGCGUUUUCACCAUUUCGAAAGCUACUAGCCGGUAAGAAGUUGCGUUUUUGUAAGUUGGAGCAUUGUUAUUUGGAGUUUUUUGCGAUUGCAGAAUCGUUGAAGUUCGAGAGGGAAAUUUAGAUUUCUGAAUCCUCAUGAUGCAUAGAUUAAUAACUCAUGCCUCUCUUGAUUACUCUAAGUUAUUUUUAAUAUUUGGGAUAUUGUGAUUGUAAUUCUUUUUUUUAUAUUGUAAUUACUUUUCGUUUAUUUGCGCCUUGUUAAUAGUGCUAUCUCUAUCCUAAUUCCUAAGUUCUAA
Molecule: messenger RNA, 2640 nt
Organism: Daldinia loculata
Lineage: Eukaryota; Fungi; Ascomycota; Sordariomycetes; Xylariales; Hypoxylaceae
Product: CBS-domain-containing protein
Exons: 3
Coding region: 356-2380 (674 amino acids)
Molecular function (GO): protein binding
Source: RefSeq, a predicted model, not a curated record